AUGAAACACAAAAAGCUCUUCGUGCUCUUGGGAAUUCAACACAGACAGAUUGAUCUCAACACAUUACUUGGUCUCUUUUUUCCCAGAAUGCAAAGACUAGCUCAGGAGCAGAACGAGGAGAUUGAAAAAGUUAACCAUGAAAAGAACUAUCAUCAGCAAACCACAGCGUAUGAGCUCAACGCUCUAUCUCAAGAAUGGAGACAGCUCUGUGUCAAGAAUAUGGAGAUCCAGUCUGUGUGUGCUGUGCUUGAGACAAAAAUCGAUUCUUUGAAAAAAGAAGCUUUUGAAAGGCGAAUGAAGUUUUGUUAUUGCCUCUUUGCAUUGCAAGCACAAAACUAA
Molecule: messenger RNA, 339 nt
Organism: Eruca vesicaria subsp. sativa (arugula)
Lineage: Eukaryota; Viridiplantae; Streptophyta; Magnoliopsida; Brassicales; Brassicaceae
Source: the annotation of a GenBank genome assembly